CGUUUUGCUAAUCAAACGAUUUAUUUUCUAUAUUAUUUUUCGGUUAUAUCCAAAUUAAUGCUCCCAUUUUGACCAAUCCUAUCUAGAAUUACAAUAAAAGGAAAUCACAUUUAUUACCCUCUGUGUUUGGUGAAUAAAUUGUUUACCAUAACCCCCCAAAUACUUUACCAUAAAAAAAAAAAAGAAGGUCUCCACUCCUUCACAACUCUAAUAAUCUUCAGCCACCAAACACCUCCUUCAGUCACUCCCUCCCCUCCGUCUCUCUCUGGCGUAGUAAUGUGGCCACAAUGGCUAAGAUCACCGAAAAAUUCUCCUUCCACACCAAACUCACCGAGAAAUUUCUCUUGUUCAUCAUUCAAAGAUAUUCACAGCAUCUUAAGAGAGGAUUUGCAAUCUAGAUCCAUGAAUUCUAAUUCACGACGCCAGCCAGACAACCCUUCCAUUUUCCACCGUGUGCGGAUGCUCCCCUCCGGUAGCCGGAACGGCAAAAUCCGCCACGCGGUCUCUCUGUCUCAGUCAUUCAUCUCACCACCUGAUGAUCGUCGCCAUCAACGUAUCACCAUCUACUUCACCAGCCUCCACGUCGUCCGGAAGACUCAUGAGGACUGCAAGAUCGUCAGAUCAAUCCUCCGCGGGUUCCGCAUUCCGAUCGACGAGCGCGAUUUGUCGAUGGACGCUACUUAUAUAGACGAGCUGCAAGGGAUUCUCGGAUCAAGGGCUGUGAAAUUGCCAAGCGUUUUCAUUGGUGGGAUAUACGUAGGUGGGGCCGAGGAUAUCAAGGAGUUACAUGAGACUGGAGAGUUGAAGCAGAUGAUUCGUGAAUUGCCCCAUGUGGACCCCAGUAUGUGUGACGCGUGUGGAGGGUUGACGUUCGUUUUGUGCGAUCAGUGCAAUGGGAGCCACAAGAUCUACUACGAGGACGUUUGUGGGUUUUUGCCUUGUACGGCUUGCAAUCGCAACGGUCUGAUCAGAUGUCCAUCAUGCUACUCCGUGCUGCUCUACCGUGGUUGCUCAACUUAUUGAGGAUACAAAUCCAAAGAAGACAAACUCAAUAGAUUUCUGAUUUCCCCUCAAGGUUUCUUAGCGAAACACAAGAAAAUUAGGGAUUAGGGUCAAUUGUUUGUAUAGGUUUACAGUAAAGGAAUCUCAUGUUUAAUUAGUUACCAAAGUCACAAUGAUUCAGUGGGAUUUGGAGGCUCUGCAAUUCCUUAGAGUCUACAAUUCGCAUGGUUGAGAAAAUAUCAGACAAACUUAAAAAAUGAAAAAAUAAAAAUGUGUUGUGAUAUGACACACCUCCAAAACCAUUAGAUUCAAAUUGUAGAUUUUAAACAAAUUAUAGAGCCUCAGAUUUGAUUCAGUGAAGUUGAAUUAUGUUUUAGGUACGAGGGGAUGUACUACAGGCCCCAUUUAUCCUUGUAAUAGUAAU
Messenger RNA from Tripterygium wilfordii, 1426 nucleotides. RefSeq lists its product as uncharacterized. NCBI's taxonomy places the organism in Eukaryota, Viridiplantae, Streptophyta, Magnoliopsida, Celastrales, Celastraceae. Bases 277 to 1023 code for a protein of 248 amino acids. The record is from RefSeq and is a predicted model, not a curated record. The transcript has a single exon.